This is a messenger RNA of Wasmannia auropunctata (little fire ant), 738 nucleotides long. RefSeq lists its product as uncharacterized. NCBI's taxonomy places the organism in Eukaryota, Metazoa, Arthropoda, Insecta, Hymenoptera, Formicidae. The coding region runs from base 1 to 726 and encodes 241 amino acids. The record is from RefSeq and is a predicted model, not a curated record. The transcript has a single exon.
AUGGGAAGUCGCCUACGUAAUGUAACAAAAACGACUAAGGGUCUUGGGGGCCGAGGUAAACUAACUGGUAAACUUAUUGACAAACUCACAAUUUAUUACGGGUUUGCUAUUCAAAGAAAUACUGAAUCUGUCGAAAAAAUGCGGAAUGAUGUCUGGGCGACUUUAUAUCAUAAAAUAUCUUCUGAUGAAAUACCGCAACAUGAUAAGUGUCCGACUAGAGUCGACUCUUGGUGCUCUUGGCAACGCGAUAAAGCUUCAGGUUUGCUAUCAAGUUUUACGCAUAAGCCACCUAUGCAUGAAGAUGUUUUCAAAGCGAUAAAGCCGAUCUACGAAGAACUUAGCUCGGACGAUCUUCUUUCACGCCGCUUGGGUGGAUACACGCAAAAUACCAACGAAUCGUUCAAUUCGGUCGUGUGGUCCAUCGCACCGAAGGCUGUGUCAAGCGGAAAAACUGUGCUCGAUAUAGCGAUUGAUAUCGCCAUUAUCACUUUUAAUGAUGGCUUAUCAAGCUUAUUUCUUGUCUACGAUGCACUUGGAUUGACGGUUGGACGAAAUUUAUAUGAUUUUUGUUUGGAAUCAGACGAAAACCGCAUCAAAGCCGCCAAACACUCACUUUCCGAUAUCGCAAAAGAGGCUCGACGCAGCAUUACAUCGACCAGAAAAGAACUGGAGGAGCAAAAUACGGCCGUGGAAGGGCAAUUGUAUGGUGCUGGGAUAGCAGAGUGAAGGUAAAAAAAU